Molecule: messenger RNA, 468 nt
Organism: Prunus armeniaca (apricot)
Lineage: Eukaryota; Viridiplantae; Streptophyta; Magnoliopsida; Rosales; Rosaceae
Source: the annotation of a GenBank genome assembly
AUGGCCAACAACACCAUGAACCGAAAUAGGCCUGAUAAUGACCCGGAAGAUGAAGCAAACAACCACAAAGGGAAUACCCCUCCAGUCCAUGCACCUCCACCUUUCUACUACUUGCCUAAGGACCGUUUCUACCCAAAUUCAUUUCUUCUAGCACGUCAACAGCAACCGUGUCUCCGUAGCAUGUACCAACAUAGAGAACUAAAUUUACUGCCGAGGGGCCACGUACUUAUCCACAAUGGCCAGAGCAAUACUAUUCCUGCACAACGAGAGACGGUCCACCAAGACAACCUUGUCAUACAUGUGGAGUCCAACACGGCCAUUAAUCAACCAGAAUCUGUGCAUUCCGAUAGAGACUGUACUCUCGGGACAUGUGUCCUAGGCUUAUUGGGACCUUUAGGGACUCCUGGAUUUGUGAUAGGUGGUAGUGGACCCCACACGGGUACCGUGGACCUAGUUUGGGAAGACUAA